AUGGCUGCUACAGCCUGUAAUGGAUCAAAGGCCUCUUCUCCUGUCUUCUAUCUGGUGGGCAUCCCCUCUCUACAGGAGUCCCUCUUCCUCCCAGUCUUCUUCAUCUUCCUGUUCUUCUACCUGCUCAUCCUGGUGGGUAAUGCCCUGAUCCUGGUGGCUGUGGUGGCAGAGCCCAGCCUCCACAAGCCCAUGUACUUCUUCCUGAUCAACCUCUCAGCCCUGGACAUCCUCUUCACCACAUCCACCGUCCCCAAGAUGCUGUCCCUACUGCUACUCAGGGACCACCUCCUCAGCUUCCCUGCCUGCUUCCUGCAGAUGUACCUGUUCCACAGCUUCUCCUGCUCUGAAGCCUUCAUCCUGGUGGUCAUGGCCUAUGACCGCUAUGUGGCUAUCUGCCGCCCACUGCACUACCCUGUUCUCAUGACCCCACAAACCAAUGUUCUGCUGGCGGCCAGUGCCUGGCUCAUUGCCCUCCUCCUGCCCAUCCCGGCAGUGGUACAGACCUCCCAGAUGGCAUUUGGCAGCACUGUUCACAUACACAACUGCUUCUGUGACCACUUGGCUGUGGUCCAGGCCUCCUGCUCUGACACCACCCCUCAGACCUUCAUGGGCUUCUGCAUUGCCAUGGUGGUGUCCUUCCUCCCCCUUCUCCUGGUGCUUCUCUCCUAUGCCCACAUCCUGGCCUCAGUGCUUCGCAUCAACUCACAAGAAGGAAGGUCCAAAGCCUUCUCCACCUGUAGCUCCCACCUCCUGGUGGUGGGCACCUACUACUCAUCCAUUGCCAUCGCCUAUGUGGCCUACAGGGCUGACCUGCCUCUCGACUUCCACAUCAUGGGCAAUGUGGUGUUUGCCGUCCUUACACCAGUUCUCAACCCCCUCAUCUACACGCUGAGAAACAAAGAUGUCAAAGCAGCCAUCACCAAGAUUGCAUGUCCCCAGGACCCAGGGCAUUCUGGGAGCCCAUGA
This is a messenger RNA of Otolemur garnettii (small-eared galago), 966 nucleotides long. RefSeq names its product olfactory receptor 2AT4-like. The coding region runs from base 1 to 966 and encodes 321 amino acids. The transcript has a single exon. The record is from RefSeq and is a predicted model, not a curated record. Gene Ontology annotation, biological process: G protein-coupled receptor signaling pathway. Lineage: Eukaryota; Metazoa; Chordata; Mammalia; Primates; Galagidae. Gene Ontology annotation, cellular component: membrane. Gene Ontology annotation, molecular function: olfactory receptor activity; G protein-coupled receptor activity.